Messenger RNA from Mollisia scopiformis, 795 nucleotides. RefSeq lists its product as uncharacterized. The coding region runs from base 1 to 696 and encodes 231 amino acids. The transcript is spliced from 2 exons. Lineage: Eukaryota; Fungi; Ascomycota; Leotiomycetes; Helotiales; Mollisiaceae. The record is from RefSeq and is a predicted model, not a curated record.
AUGCGUACCGUCUUCCUUACCACCGCCAUCCUCGCGACUACCAUCCUCGCGACUACCAUCCUCGCGACUACCAUCCUCGCAGCCCCAACAGAUAUAAACUACGGCCCACCCCCAGGCGGCUGGGGCUCCAUCGACUACCCAAAGGGCACAGGUGAAAACUUGCCUUACUACCCGCCACCACCUGGUGGCUGGGAAGCCGUCAAAUACCCUCCCGGCACUGGAUCAGACUCCUCAUGCGCCUCUCCAUUCAAGUUCACAAGCACAUAUCAUGUUGUUGCUCUUGGGUCCGAGGUUCGCAACGGGACGACGCCUGCCCCUGGACCAAAAGAUGCUGUGGGAUUCUUUGAUUUUGGGAUCAACGCUGAAACGGACACUAUUUGUUAUAAUAUAACUCUCCUCAACGUCUCCGGCACACCUCAAUCGCCUGCCAAGACCGCAACACAUAUCCACGCCGCCUCCCGUGGUGCGUCUGGUCCUCCCCGUCUCGCUUUUCCGAACCCAGUGGGUGACGAUAAGCGACGAAGCAGUAUUGGAUGCAUGACUGGCCCGUUUACCACUGGUUUGAACGGAGCGGAUGGAAAGGAUACUGCCACGGGUUUUAGGGUCGAGAUGAUCGAGGCGAAUCCUGCCAGGUACUUUACUGAUUUUCACUCAAAUUUGUUCACGUUGGGCGUUGUGAGGGGGCAGUUGGCUUGAUUCUAUGUGUGGAGUAAUUAAAAGGAAGGUAUACAUGGAUGAGUAGUGGUUUGAAGACCUGCAGGAAAGAAUCUUUCGUUGUUUCAGUUCUGUGUAGUG